AUGGCGCCGCUGUACACGGCGGCGGCGCUAGGCUACGCGUCGGUGCGCUGGCUCGGGGCCUUCUCCGAGGAGCAGUGCGCGGGGAUCAACCACUUCGUCGCCACUUACGCCCUGCCGGCUCUCGUCUUCGACAUGGUCUCCACCAACGACCCCUACGCCAUGAACGCCCGCCUCGUGGCCGCCGACACGCUGCAGAAGGGGGCCAUGCUGCUCGGCCUCAUGGCGUGGGCCGCGUGGCCCUCAUCCCGCUGCCGCGGCGGCAACUCUGCGAUGCGGUGGGUGGUGACCGCCUUCUCCGUGGCGCAGCUGCCCAGCACGAUCAUCAUGGGCGUGCCGCUCCUCGGCGGCAUGUACGGGCCCGCGUCCAAGGACCUCAUGAAGCAGAUCGUCGUGAUGCAGUUCUACCUCUGGUACAACGUCGUCAUCUUCAUGUACGAGUACAUGGCGGCGACGGACGGCAGCACCAAGGCCAUCCUCAUCUGA
Messenger RNA from Triticum dicoccoides, 483 nucleotides. RefSeq names its product probable auxin efflux carrier component 9. Gene Ontology annotation, cellular component: endoplasmic reticulum; plasma membrane. Gene Ontology annotation, molecular function: auxin efflux transmembrane transporter activity. The coding region runs from base 1 to 483 and encodes 160 amino acids. Gene Ontology annotation, biological process: auxin polar transport; auxin export across the plasma membrane. The transcript has a single exon. The record is from RefSeq and is a predicted model, not a curated record. NCBI's taxonomy places the organism in Eukaryota, Viridiplantae, Streptophyta, Magnoliopsida, Poales, Poaceae.